UAGUGACCGUUUAUUGUAUAUUUAGUACUAUGGUAUAUUUUGAAGCUGAAAUUGUCCCGAAAGCACGGUAAAGGUAUGAUGCAAUUCGUGGACCAUGUUCCUCUUCACAAAGGCGAAUCUCAUACGCAUUUUGGUCGGAGCAAUAUGCUUAUUGUUGGUGCUUAACUUUGUGGGCUUCCGAACCGAUGGAGCCAGCGGCACCUCCCUCAGCAAGCUUAGCAUUCGGCGCGUGCACAAAUAUGCGCAUAUCUAUGGGAACGACAGCACCAGCAGCAGCAGUGGAGGAGCCCGGCUGCCUGCCGCUCCGCUUGCUUUGUCCAAGGAGAGGGAGCAGGAAAAGGAGCGGGACCAAGGACUUCACGGUGCACCCAACUCCACCUUACUGACUGUGAUUGCGAUUGCAAACUUUACUUCCAUUCCACAAGACUUAUCGCGUUUCCCGCUGAGCACGCACAAGCCGCUGCCAACGUUGGGACAGAAAUCCACUUCCGCCCUUCUCCUAGCCAACUGCACUGAUCCCGAUCCUCGCGAUGGUGGACCCGUCACUCCCAACACCACCCUAGAAUCUUUGGAUGUAAUUGAGGCCGAGUUGGGACCACUGCUGCGCCCUGGCGGCGCCUUCCAUCCCGACAAUUGCAAUCCGCAACAUCACGUGGCCAUUGUGGUGCCCUUUCGCGAUCGAUAUGCCCAUCUGUCCGUCUUCCUGCGCAACAUUCAUCCGUUCCUUAUGCGCCAACGCAUCGCAUAUCGCAUUUUCAUUGUGGAGCAGACGAACGGAAAGCCCUUUAAUCGGGCCGCCAUGAUGAACAUUGGUUACUUGGAGGCCUUAAAACUGUAUCAAUAUUGCUUUAUAUUCCACGAUGUGGAUUUGUUGCCACUGGACGAUCGCAAUCUGUACAAUUGUCCACGUCAGCCGCGGCACAUGUCCGUAGCGAUAGAUACGCUGAAUUUUCGGUUGCCUUAUCGAUCCAUUUUCGGCGGUGUAUCUGCCAUGACGCGUGAGCACUUUCAGGCGGUAAAUGGGUUCUCAAACUCGUUUUUCGGCUGGGGCGGCGAGGACGAUGAUAUGUCCAAUAGGCUUAAGCAUGCCAAUCUCUUCAUAUCAAGGUAUCUCAAUAUAGCCCGCUACAAGAUGCUGAAGCAUCAAAAGGAGAAGGCCAAUCCCAAGCGCUAUGAGAACCUGCAGAAUGGCAUGAGCAAGAUAGAACAAGACGGCAUCAACUCGAUUAAGUAUGCCAUUUAUAGCAUCAAGGAGUUUCCGACUUUUACUUGGUAUUUAGCUGAGCUAAAAAACUCCGAGCGCAAGAGCUAGCCUGUGCAAUAUAUAUAGACGGAAUGUGCAAUAUGCAGUAUGUACAAAGGACAACAUUACUUUCACGAACAUAGUCUCUUUUUAAAUAGAAGAACAAGAUU
Molecule: messenger RNA, 1413 nt
Organism: Drosophila serrata
Lineage: Eukaryota; Metazoa; Arthropoda; Insecta; Diptera; Drosophilidae
Gene: beta4GalNAcTA
Product: beta1,4-N-acetylgalactosaminyltransferase A
Biological process (GO): carbohydrate metabolic process; glycosphingolipid biosynthetic process
Cellular component (GO): Golgi apparatus
Molecular function (GO): N-acetyl-beta-glucosaminyl-derivative 4-beta-N-acetylgalactosaminyltransferase activity; galactosyltransferase activity
Source: RefSeq, a predicted model, not a curated record